UUGAGUCUUGAAUAAUAAAACAUGAGCUGUCACUCCUAUUUGUUUGUUGGUUACUUCUUCAUUUUUAACGCCAGGUCUAUUUGGGAGCUCUCUUUACUGUACGUCUGUUCUCUGCUUAAAGAACGACAGCAACGUAAGUCACAUCAUAUUUUACUGCAUCAACCUGUAAACACAACUGUUAGAAUGUAAGCAGUAAUUACUGUAAUUCUGUAGGAACUAUUUAGUAUCAUGUCGACCUUAAUGAGCUGAAUUACAAACAUGUUACAGUGAAUGUGUGAAACGUUCCAUGUAAUUGUUUCUGCUCGUCCUAAAGUGAGAUGGCUGCAGCUCUGAUCCUCCUUUUCGCUGUCUGUCUCCUGCCAGGUUCUUUGUGUAGAGAGUUUAAGGUCAUUCUGUCGCAGACGAUUGAAGUUCUCAGCGGAUCUUGUGUGACCGUUCCGUGCUCCUUUGACAUAAAAGGGGAUCAUGAUAAAGAAUUAGAUAACACAUGUACGGCAAAAUGGUUUAUUAUUAAAGAAACUGGGUUUGAUAGUAAAACUGCAACUCCAGAGGAAGAAAAACUCUUAGGAAACUUGACUAACAAAGACUGCACCACAACCUUGAAUAUGACACCAUUUGAUAACUCAACAUAUGAGUUUAGACUGGAAUGUCUGAGUCUCAAUUAUUCAUUUACUGAACCAACUGUGACUAUUGUAGUCAAAGGUAAGUUUCGAUGCGUCCCACCAGCUGAUCCUCCACGUCCGACUCUCAGUCCAUCUACACUGGAGGUGAGAGCAGGAGCCUCAGUGACUCUGAGCUGCUCGGCUCCAGCUCCCUGUCUGUCUCUACCUCCACAUAUAACGUGGACCUCUGGCCUCGGGGACAGUCAGGAGACAAUGAAGGAGCUGGAGGACAAAACUCAGGUCAAGACGUCUGUACUGAACGUCACCAUUUCACGCCUGCAUCACAAAAAGGAAAUCUCCUGUACGGCCGCCUACAGCAAAGGAAAUGGAGACACAGCGUCAGCAGUGUCAACUUUAACAGCUGUGGUUUCAUUUCCUCCACAGAUCCUGCACUCAUCUAUUUGCACCACAACUCCAUCAGAGGUCACCUGCUCCUGUGAGACUGAGGGCAACCCUCUCCCCACGGUUUACUGGUAUCUGAAUGGAACAUGUCUCAGUCACUCUGACACAUUUACAAUAAGCACAGAGGCUCAUGGUGAUACAAUCCUGAAGAGCAUCAUCACUUUAAGUCAGUCGGACAUGAAGCAUCGUUCCAUCUUGGUCUGCAACAGCUCCAACUCUCUAUCCUCCAUAAGCCAAGAAAUAAAUAACAACAGACACAAACAGCAAGGUCCUGCGACAUUGACAGUCAUCAUAUUAGUUGGUUUAUUAUUAGUAAUAUGUGCUUUGCUUGUGAUCAUUGGCAUCAGGACGAAGGCUGCUCACUGCUCCUCACCUAAGAGGCAGAGCACCGGAGGCACCAGCUCAGCUGCUCUCAGCCACUUUGAGUCAAGCACAGAAGCAAAUGAGCUAAACAUCACAGAAGAGGAGGCAGUUUAUAUGAACAUCAUCCAGAUCAGACAAGCAGACGUUCUCCUUCCUACAAGUGGUGGAGACGGGGCUGUGAUUUACUCCACUGUGAUGGUGAAGAGCAAACGCAAUAAGCAGCAGCAGCAGCAGCAGCAGCAGCAUGAAGACGGGAAUGCUGUGAUUUACUCCACUGUGAUGCUGUGAGGCGACUCUACAGACCUGCGUCUGACCAGCAGCUCAUACGCACUGGGAAUGGAUGCAGAAACUGAACCAUGAACGGUGGAAAACAAAGAAGAAUGUGAAUAUUCUCAAUUUAAAGCCAUGAGUACUGUGAUCCUUCAUCUGUAAUUACUGCUAGAUCUGCUGUGUCUGGGAAAUAAAUAAAUAAAUAAUAAAUAAUAAUAAAUAAAUCCGUGCUGAAAGUACAACUUCUAAU
This is a messenger RNA of Betta splendens (Siamese fighting fish), 1947 nucleotides long. Its product is annotated as sialoadhesin-like. The transcript is spliced from 8 exons. Bases 318 to 1715 code for a protein of 465 amino acids. The record is from RefSeq and is a predicted model, not a curated record. Lineage: Eukaryota; Metazoa; Chordata; Actinopteri; Anabantiformes; Osphronemidae.